UAUCAAGAGGGACUGUGUUGCCGGCAAGUGGGGCCCUCCAGCGUGUAGCGACUUGUGUGACAUGUGCUACAAUGGAGGAGUAUGUGAUGACAAGGCGGGAAAGUGUAUUUGUCCACCAGGAUUCAAAGGACCAAACUGUGUUACAGCCUGUCCAGCUUAUUCAUUUGGCUGGGAUUGUGAAUUCAGAUGCGGGGGAAGUAAUCUCUUCGGCAGCUCUUGUAACUACGUUCAGUUCAGUUUACCAGAUCCGUAUGGUAUCAGCUGCAUCAGCGGUCGUUAUGGCCGGACCUGUUCAUCUGGUUGUCCUGCCGGAAAAUUUGGUGCUGACUGUCUCCAAGAAUGUCACUGUAAAUUCACUGAUAACGGAUGUAACUCGUUUACGGGAAAAUGCAACUUUGGUGGCUGCGCAGACGGUUGGUCAGGAACUAACUGCCAAAUCCCGAAUGUAUGCCCCCUUGGUUAUUACGGACUCAACUGCGUCACCUUGUGCCAUUGCAACGGCAAGGCAGCCUGUGACAAGCACACUGGGUACUGCAGUGGAGGAUGUGCCCCAGGAUACACCUGCGUGUCACGGCAGUGCGAGUCUGGUUACUUCGGUGAGGACUGUAAUCAGGCAUGUCUCUGUAGGGAUGACACGCCGUGUGAUGCUAUCACAGGGUCCUGCCAAAGCGGCUUGUGCCUCGAACAGUAUCAGUCAGAUGGAACCGGAAUAUGCCAGUUUCGUUUACCAGUGCUGAGCCAACCCCCCAAUGUAAAGGCUGAUAUUAAAUCGGCCACUGUCAGCUGGGAGGCAUGGGGCUCUCACCCCUUGGAUGCUGGAGACGGACCAGUUAUUGAGUACACGAUCUACUACGCCAACCACUCCACUGGUUCCUGGGUGCGUGUCAUCACGGUGCAAGCGAAGUACCAGCCACCAGAGGGUUUCAGUUUUCUGAUUGAUCCAUUACAACAGUUGACGGUGUAUAACUUCAGUGUGGCUGCGGUGCGUGAGGGAGACGGAGGGGAAGGACCCAGGAGCCCUGAAACGACAAUCAGGACAGAACCUCAAGCAAUGACUACAGGAUCCAACGUUGGCCUAACUAUCGCCGUCUGCUUACUCAUUGCGGUUAUUGCGAUCGUGGUGGUCGUGGAUUAUCUGCGAUUUCGAAGGCUCAGUAGGAAAUCGAGGUUCACGCGUCGGUCUACAGCGAGUGCAGUAAACAUGGACAGCCUGGCAGCUAUCGGGAGAGACUCCGUAAACACGGAGGGCUAUGAAGACGUUUGGAAUGACGCCCCUGCCAACUCUGCAGCCAAUUACGAUGAUGUGAAACUCCUCUGGACCAAGUCCUUGACUGUACCCAUUGAUCAGCUGUCGUUGGGUACCCAAGUGAUCGGCACUGGUCACUUUGGAGAGGUGCGUUUGGCUACUGUACUCUUGAGUGAUGGUCACUUCAAAGUGGCCGUAAAGCAAGUCCGACUAAAUCCACCGGCUAAUGAGAAAGAGAGAUUCAUCCGGGGACACCAAACUCUGACAGAUAUUGGGUCACACCCAAACAUUGUCAGCAUGCUCGCUGUGGCUUUCCAAGAAGGUGUCUUGUACGUGGCCCUGGAAUACUUGUCAAAUGGUGACCUUCGUACCUACCUGAGAGAAGCAAGACCCGAGGGGGGAGUGGGUCAGUCGUCCCUAUCCGAUACCAAACUGCUGCAGUUUGCUGUUGACGUGGCCAAAGGGAUGCAGCACGUGGCUGCUUCUGGGGUGAUCCAUCGUAAGGUGGCAGCGGCAAGCAUUCUUCUGGAUGACAACAUGGUUGCUAAGAUAUCAGGAUUUGGACUAGCAAGAUGCGCAGAGGUCAUCGUCGAGAAACCAAAGAUGGUUUCUCCUCCCCCUCGCUGGAUGUCCUUGGAAUCCUUGAAAACAAAUACCUACACUGCCAAGAGCGAUGUUUGGUCUUUCGGGAUUCUUCUGUGGGAAGUCGCUACCAUGGGCGAAGAACCGUACGCUGGCAUCAAAUCUACCAGCCUGGGAACAAGGCUUGAAAAUGGAUACCGCCUACACAAACCACCCGGUUGCGGCAACAAAAUCUACGAACUGAUGCAGCAAUGCUGGCAGGAGAACCCGAAAGAUCGUCCUCCGUUCAAGAAAGUGGCCUCGGUCCUGGAGCGGAUGACCAAGGGCCACAUACAGCAGAGAUACAUACAGGUGCCAUCGAAGAAAGAGGCACAGCAUUACUCAAACAUACGCCCAUACCAGGACGAGUAGACUGGAAUCACAAGAAGAAAUUUGAAGAUGGAAGUUACAAAUCAUCAGCGAAUGAUACAUAAUUAAAAAAAGCUUAUGAACGGUAAUCACUGUAACUAGCCUUUAAUUGUCUGAGAGAAGUACAUUCCAGUGACAAGUAUGUUGCGUAUACACAGAAAGUGACGUCACCUGUAAACAGAAAUGAAAUGCUUAGACAAAAUUGACAAUAUUACAGGUGAUAAUGAUGGCGUUGAGUAGUUUAUAGCUCUGCUUAUAGUUUGCUAAUGCACCAUUUUAUAUCCGUUUUUCAUAAGAACAGUGAAAUGAUCUUGUUAUAGUUUUCAUCGAUCUUAACUUGUUUUUGCAUGUGAUGUAUUAAGAUAAUGGUAUACCUCAGCAUUGUCAAACAUACUCAGAUUUGAAUAUUUAUGCAUGAGUUUUCCUUGAAACAGUUUAUUGGACAGCAUGCUGUUGUAAAAAAAGGUUUACAAGUUUGUGACAAAUUCUUCAGUUCAUGUUGCUCAAAAUGCCACAGUUAGGUUUUAAACAUUGAGUAAUUCUUUUCUAAACAAGAUUGAGCAAUCGGUACUUUUGAACUAAGUCAGCAAUAUUACCGUUGUCUAGAACCCUGUCAUUGUUGGAAGAAUUUGUAUAUAAUCCUUCUUUAUGCAAAACCAGGAAAAUCCAAGUCAGUUUAUUGGCGGGUUGCUUGUCACGUGUCAAUGAAUCAUUCGUCCCAGGCAAGGUGCAGUCGCACCGAAACAUAUGCUGUGUUUGUUUCAUAUGGAUCGCGAUCAGGACAGUGAUCUGUCAGGUAGGUGAGAAAAUAUUUCCUAACUUGAGGGAUCUUGGGAGGGGGCUACAACUUGGAACAUGCUAUGUCCAAUCCCCCAAAGGGAUCCAAUGUUUACUUUUUACAUGGAACGAAAGGGAACCUGGCAGUGCUAUUUGGUUCCUUUCCAAUAAGGCCAGCUUAUAAAAAAAGGAGAAAGACCACCAAAGAUAUGAAAAAAUCCCUCUCGUAAAAAUUGCUUCUCCCAAAGACUGGUCCUGUAUCUUCCCUUGCUUCUUUGCCAAAUGAAACAGAAAAAUAAAAAUUAUAUCAUGACACACCAAAGUCAUUUCAGAGUCUCAGCUAAGGAUACUUUAAAUUCGCACUGCCUGGCUUAUUCAUAACCUGUGUUCCCAGAUUUGGGGUAGAAGUUACUGCACUUGUGAGUAUGAAUGAUCUGUUAAUAGGAGUAGCUUGAUCUCUUGCCGUUACAAAGCCCAAAGUUAUUUUUAACUACUUCUUGCUAUGAAAUCAAAAGAAUCCUCAGAAGUGCCCUAGGUACUGUGCUAUGUGACAUUCGAGCCUAAAGAAACCAAUACAUGGGAGAAAAUGAAGAAAUGUUCAGGUUUGUGGUAAGAGGAAAACACCAUUGCGCACAAAAUGCCACUGUUAGGGCGUGAUCACUGACGGUCAAAAUGCCUUUGGUAUUUACAGAAACAGUAUGAUAGUUGGCUUAUACUGUAUUACGUUAUAGUUUCAUACCUUGUAAUUAUAAUACAAAGUAGUUAAAGUUAAAUGUGUAUUUACUUUUAGUAGUAAGUAACCAAACGCGACAGUGCCAGGUAUUACCCUAUUGCACUUUAAGGCACCACCCACUCAAGGUGCGUGAGGUUGAUUUAGAUUUGACUCAUCAAUGCUGCCUGAUUUAAAGACUUUUAAAAGAAUCCUGCACGAUGUACAUCAACGAAUAUAUUCAACAGAAGCUUUUCAACAUUUGCAAUGCAUCGUGGGAUUGGGUGACAGCCUAGUAAUGCAUUUUCUGCUCAGUCUUAUGGGGAAGUAGGCCUAAAUUAGGAACAGGCUGAUGGAUCUUUCCACAUCGUGCUUGGUUGGUGAUAUCGAGUGAAGUUAAUCUUAUGAACAUCUGCUUCUGUGUCACGUGCAGACCAUGACGGUCAUUUUUUUUAGGCUGAUGAUCGACCGUUUCCGAAAGACGAUGAAGCGUUACAGUAAAAAAGCACACUCUCUGUAAAAAGAUAAGCCGUUAAACCAUCGCGUGUUAUAUAUUGGGAUUACACAAACCGUAGACAUUUUUCCUUCGUCUGUCGGGGAAGGCAACACAAUGCCUUGUUUUCUUUAGAACUUGUCGUACCUGUUCAUCAAGUCACAGAUAGAUGCAAGCAACAAAUAAAAAAUCAAAAUAAAAAACAAAGGUUAAUAGCUAAUACAAAGAAAUGUUUGUCCU
Molecule: messenger RNA, 4455 nt
Organism: Acanthaster planci (crown-of-thorns starfish)
Lineage: Eukaryota; Metazoa; Echinodermata; Asteroidea; Valvatida; Acanthasteridae
Product: angiopoietin-1 receptor-like
Biological process (GO): multicellular organism development; cell surface receptor protein tyrosine kinase signaling pathway; positive regulation of kinase activity
Cellular component (GO): signaling receptor complex; plasma membrane
Molecular function (GO): transmembrane receptor protein tyrosine kinase activity; protein binding; ATP binding
Source: RefSeq, a predicted model, not a curated record